This is a messenger RNA of Rhododendron vialii, 18302 nucleotides long. RefSeq lists its product as uncharacterized. The coding region runs from base 286 to 18099 and encodes 5937 amino acids. NCBI's taxonomy places the organism in Eukaryota, Viridiplantae, Streptophyta, Magnoliopsida, Ericales, Ericaceae. The record is from RefSeq and is a predicted model, not a curated record. The transcript has 34 exons.
GCUGAGUAGUGUGUGGGCAUGUGCAUGUCAGGAUCCAUUAGUAAAAUCUUUUGCCAACUCACCAAAAUAAAUAGCACACACCGGCCAAGUGGCCACUCUUGUCAGUUACUACUUUAGCAACAUGCUUGUCAAGCCAGCCAAACAAGUCACUUGAACCACCAUGUUCAAAGUUUUUGAACUCUCCCAUCAACUCAUAACUACCAGAAAGGAUUUUCAAAAGUAUUCUUCAUGUAAGAAGAAGGCUCACCCCUCUGGUGAUCGAUCAGACACAGAAAGACUUGAGAAAUGGCAACAGAAGCUGAUGUUCCAGAUCCCAUAUCUCUACUGAAAAGAGAAGUGGAAGACAAAGAGAUGACAAGUGAACUUCCCAGUAUCACGGUCAGCGAAGGCCCCAAAGAAGAAAAGAAGAGAAUCGAAUCCUGGCUUAGCCAACCUCCUGAAAUCAUUGAAUUCUUCGGGAAAACAGAAGCCGAGGAAGUUGGCAACGAUGAUGAGGUUGCAAAUAUGAAUGUCAUCAACAAAGGCAGUGUUGAAACCGUUGAGGGCGAUGUUUUUUCGAAAUCUCUCUCAGUUGCCGAUGAAGAAUCGGUGAGGUACGCUGAACAUAGCCAGGUGACUUCAGAAGGCGAGAAAUCAAAGAGUUUAACCGAUUCAGUGGGUAUGGAGAUGGAUCCUGAAACUAUACGGCCAACUAUAGAUAUGGCGGACGUGAAUAACAAGCAUGGCAGCUCAUUGCUUGAUGCACCAGUGGAGGAGACUACCUCCGAAAAAGCAGGAACAGUAGUAGGGGAGUGUGUUGAAGAGAGUAUGAGUGUGUCGCGCAAGGAGGCAAGCCAAGAAACAUUGGAAUUAGCCGAGGAGAUGAAAGAUUCGACCUCAGCUGAAGAUGAACUUCCACACAAGAACCUAGAAUCUUCUUUUUUUGAAAAAGUUGGAGAAUUUUUCUUCCAUAAGGCGGACAACCUCGAGACAUCCGCAAAAGAAUCUGAACCUGUGAUGAAGGACUUUGUCAAGGAGAGCCAACAUGAAGCAGAACACAAAAGCGAAAUCCUUGAAAAUAUUGCUACAGCUGAUAGCGAUCAAAGCACAACAGGUAUGCAUGAUGAAAUCCAAGAUACGAAAGCUGAUGUUUCGUUUGGGCGACAAAGGGAAAGCACGGAGAGAGACGGAGAGGACCACACUCCAACAGACAGCGUCAUGGCUGAAGAGCAGCAAAAAACUGAAACAUCGACACAUGAGGAACAAUCAGGGCUGCACCACAUGCAGAAAACCGAAGGAGAAGCGCCAAUGGAUUCCGAGGAGAUUGAGACAGAAGGCUCCAGCAAGUACGCUGAAACCAUUACCAACAUUGAGGAGCGAAGACCUAUUGGGAGCCCUGAAGAAAUCUAUGGGGAAAAACCAAAGGACGAGAUGAUCAGUGCUGAUGAUAUCAACAAGAAUGAAGUUCAAGUAGCAAAUGAUCUCCCAACCAUUGAAUUGGAUGAGAAGACUAGAAGUGCAGAACUUGAGAUCCCAAACAAGAGUGGUAGUGAAUUAUGGAUUGCCCAUCCACCCGUAGGGGAAGAAGUCCAAGAGGAAUGCAAAAAGAAGGAUGAAGUAUCCAUGUCUGAAUCGGGGGAUCCUCCCGAAGCAAUCCAAUUUCCAAACAAAGAGGAGAAGCACGUUAAUGAGAUAUCUGAAGCAACUGAAAGCCUAGAGAGUACAAUUUCAGAGCCUACAGCCACAGAAGGAGAACUAAACGUUGAAGCGGCCUCAACAAGUGAGAUUGACAGCAACACAGAAAAGGUUUGUGGACUGAAAUCUGAAGAGGCACUAAAGGAGAUCAAUGCAGAGGACAACGUGGAAGAAGAGAGGGAACAGACAGAAGAUGAACUUCCACCUAAGAACCUAGAAUCUUCUUUUUUUGAAAAAGUUAAAGGUGUAUUCUUCCAUAAAGUGGACAACCUUGAGACAUCUGCAAAAGAAUCUGAACCUGGAAUGAAGGAUUUCGUCAAGGAGAGCCAACAAGAAGCAGGACACAAAAGCGAAAUCCUUGAAAAUAUUGCUGCAGCCGAUAAUGAUCAAAGUUCAACAGGUAUGCAUGAUGAAAUCCAAGAUAUGAAAGCUGAUGUUUCGUUUGGGCGACAAAGGGAAAGCACGGAGAGAGAAGGAGAGGACCGCACUCCAACAGACAGUGUUGUGGCUGAAGAGCAGGAAAAAACUGAAACAUCAACACUUGAGGAACAAUCAGGGCAGUCCUACAUGCAGAAAGCUGAACGAAAAGCCUCAACGGAUUCCAAGGAGAUUGAGACACAAGGCUCUGAUAAGUAUGCUAAAACAGUUACCAACAUUGAGGAACAAAGAGAAGUAAUCGUUGGGGAAAAACCAAAGGACGGGACGAUCAACACUGAUGAUAUCAACAAGAAUGAAGUUCAAGAAGUAAAUACUAGAAGUGCAGAACUUGAGAUCCCGAACAAGAAUGGUAGUGAAUUAUGGAUUGCCCAUCCACCCGUAGAGCAAGAAGUCCAAGUGGAAUGCAAAAAGCAGGAUGAAGUAUCCAUGUCUGAAUCGGAGGAUCCUCCCGAAGCAAUCCAAUUUCCAAACAAAGAGGAGAAGCAUGUUAACGAGAUAUCUGAAGCAACUGAAAGCCUAGAGAGUACAAUUUCAGAGCCUACAGCCACAGAAAGAGAGCUAAAUGUUGAAGCGACCUCAACAAGUGAGAUCGACAGCAACACAGAAAAGGGUUGUGAACUGAAAUCUGAAGAGGCACUAGAGGACAAUGUGGAAGAGAGGGAACAGACAGAAGAUGAACUUCCACACAAGAACCUAGAAUCUUCUUUUUUCGAAAAAAUUAAAGGUGUAUUCUUUCAUAAAGUGGACAACCUUGAGACAUCCGCAAAAGAAUCUGAACCUGGAAUGAAGGAUUUCGUCAAGGAGAGCCAACAUGAAACAGAACACGAAAAGGAAAUCCAUGAAAAUAUUGCUGCAGCCGAUGGUGAUCAAAGCAAAACAGGUAUGCAUGAUGAAAUCCAAGAUACGAAAGCUGAUGUUUCGUUUGGGCGACAAAGGGAAAGCACAGAGAGAGAAGGAGAGGACCACAUUCCAACAGACAGCGUUGCAGCUGAAGAGCAUGAAAAAACUGAAACAUCGACACAAGAGGAACAAUCAGGGCAGCGCCACGUGCAGAGUACCGAACGAGAAGCCCCCAUGGAUUCCAACGAGAUUGAGACAGAAGGCUCCGAUAAGUAUGCUGAAACGAUUACCAACAUUGAGGAACAAAGACCUGUUGGGAGCCCUGAUGAAAUCGUUGGGGAAAAACCGAAGGACGAGAUGAUCAUCGAUGAUGAUAUCAACAAGAAUGAAGUUCAAGAAGCAAAUAAUCGCCCAACCGUUGACUUGGAUGAGAAGACUGAAAGUGCGGAACUUGAGAUCCCAAACAAGAGCGGUAGUGAGUUAUGGAUCACCCAUCCACCCAUAGAGGAAGAAGUCCAAGCGGAUCGUGAAAAGCAGAAUGAAGUGUCCAUGUCUGAAUCAGAGGAUCCUCUGGAAGCAAUCCAAUUUCCAAACAAAGAGGAGAAGCACGUUAACGAGACAUCCGAAGCAACCGAAAGCUCGGAGAGUACAAUAUCAGGGCAUACAGCCACAGAAGGAGAGCUAAACAUAGAAGAGACCUCAACAAGGGAGAGGGACAUCAACACUGAAAAGGGUUGUGAACUGAAAUCUGAAGAGACAGUAAACGAGAUCAAUGCCGAGGACAACACGGAAGGAGAGAGGGAACAGAUAGAAAAAGCUUCGGAUACCGAGUUUUUCGUUGAAAGAAAAAGUGGCGAGGACGGGAGAAGUACAAUAGAGGAAGACAUUCCUGUCAAGAAACGAACAUCGGGAGAAGAAGAAUACCACUAUGGUCAAGAGGAGCAAGUCAGCUCAUCGAACAGUUUUCCGGAAGAACUCACCGAAACGGUUAGUGGAGAUCAGAGUUACAUAACAUCGGAUGAGACAAAAACCAUCGAUGAGCAGAUCAUAUAUCAAGAGGUGUGUGAAGAUCCUAAGCUGGCUGACAGGGCUGAAGACAUCGAAAAAGAAAUGGAAAAUGAAGAGAACACUAUUACUGAUUUCUCACCAGAACCCACAGGUGAACGCCCAACGAAGUCCUCUGAAGGAAAUGAAACGGACGCCAAGAAGCACGAGGCUGAGGCAUAUGGAGAAAGUACGACAAUGGAGGAAAGUGCAAUCACAGAUCUCCCUUCCUCGGAUGUCUGGGAAGAUAAAGUCGAGGAAAGCUUGAAAGAAGACAGAAGAGAGGCAAUGAUACCAGAUAAAGAGGUGUGGAACUCUAACAUCGAAUCCAGAGAGAGGGAUUCCGAAGCCACACAUUCCAGGGCAGAAAGCACCGCCAAGGAGCUUAAGGAUGAGGCAGAGGCAAAUGAAGGCUUGAAUGCUCAGAGUACUAUAGGAUCAUCAUCAGAAGAAACGGCUCAAGAAAGCGACUCAAAUCUCGUUCAAAGCUCCUCAGCACCUGAUAUUAUUGAGAAAGAGGUUAACAAGGAGCUUUUAGAGAAAGAAGACUCGAAGGGUGCGGUGGAAGCAGAGGAAACAAGGUUAACUGAAGCCGAAUCAGAGUACCCAAUUGGGUUAGACAGUUCUAACCUCAUUUCUGAAGAGAAGGGUCAAGCAACAGCUGAAACAAGUGAGAUGAGGUCAAAUGACAUAGAUGUUGUAGCUGAAUCUGCAGAAAUCUCCUUCUUGGGUGAUAAUGAGGAUAUGGAGAUCCCAACCGCAAGAAAGGAUGGAGCAGAUGAAUCAACCGAAAAGACACAGCCUGAAGGUAAAACUGAAUAUUGCGAUGAAUUAUCGAAACCGGAAGAUCAAAGAGAAAUUGCUGCUGGUGAGAGAUCCUUGGAUUACGUGCCAGAACUAGAACUUAUGGAAUCUUCCCCAGUGCCAUUGGAAGCAGACAACCUUGUCACUGAAGUAAGUGAGACACCUGGUGAGGCUCUAGAGAAAGAAAAAACAUCGUCUGAUAAAGAAGAAACUCCCUUAGUUGCAGAGGCAACUGAAGAGUAUAUAGCUGAGACAGAGGGUGACUCAACAAUUCAAGGGAAUGACACCAACAUGGGGUCAAUAGAUAUUGGAAAGGAGAGUACAAUUGACAACGCUUUGGUUCGAGAGCUGCAUGCGCCUCUUGAACUGAACGAUGUAAAAAGCAUAUCUGAAUCUGAUGUGGAGCUUUUGAAGGGGGUAAACCCCAGUGAAGCAGACGAUGGCAGUAACAUCAGCAAAUUGGAGACUCCGGAUGAUGAAAAGUCAUCAAAAGUAGGAGUUGAGACGGGCAAAUCUGAAUAUGAAGAGGCAGUCGACGAAGCCUCUCAUGGUAUUGAAAUGGGUGGUGAAAGCAUAGAAACCGAAAAGACCAUCCUGGAACAAGAGGAUUCUGCUAAGAGCUUUGAAGGCAGCCCAAAGGAAGGUGUUGAAAUGGAGAAACCGACAGUUGAAUUUGAGUCAGAAGCAUAUAGUUGUGGAAGUGAUGCUUCUGAAACCCAGACUAUCAGCACUCAAACAGAAAAGAUAAUAGACGAGGAAAACAAAGAGUUGGCAAGUGAACUUCCAAAUGUGACUGUCAACGAAGUUCCCCUGCAAGAACAGGAAAACACUGAAUCUUGGCUUAGCCAACCUCCUGGAAGCAUUGAAAUCCUGGAAACAGAAUGCGUGCAAGUAGCACAUGAUGAUGAGGUUGGAAACGUGAAUGUCGUAGAUAAUGUGGGAACCACUGAGGGUGAAAGUUUUUUAAAAUCAACCUCAGUUGCUGAUGGAGAAUUGAACGAGAAUACUGAAGAUGACCAAUUGAAUACCAAGGAAGAAAUGAGUGGCUUCCAGGAGGAAGAGGGGAAAGCAAAAAUGAUAACAGAUAAAAACGUCAUGGCAGAAGCAAGUUUUGGGCAAGAUGAAGGAGUUAGUAUUCAAACCCCUGAGUUGACAGGAGGCUCAAGCAGGGAUAUUGAAGUACUAAAUGAGGUUCCCCAUGAGGGAAACAUGGAGAGCCUCACAAGCACCGAGACAACAUCUGUUGAACAAGACUUGAAGGAAACAAGCUUCGAAGGAGAAGACAAGAAAUCAAUCGCCUUGGAGAUGGAUCCUGAAGCAACACAACCAAGUACAGACAUAGGGGAGGAAAAGAACAAGGGAGAGGAAAUGCCAUGUCUCGGUGUCAAAGACGUUUGUAUAUCAACUGAAACAGCCACUGAAAAUGAAAUAGAUGAGCCAACAGAGAGCAAUGUAGGUGCAACAGACAAGCUUGGGAGUUCGUUGGUCACCGAACCUGAUGUUUGUAAGAAUCUUGAAGAGAACUCCAGUGUGGCACGCGAGGACGAAAUCCAAAACACUGGUAAAUUAGUCGAGAGGGUGAAAGAGGAUGCUUCAAUUGAAGAUGAAGUUGAAAAGCAGAACUUGGAAUCAUCAUUUGUUAAGAGAGCCGAAAACGUUGAGACGUCCAAAGAAGAAUCUGAAACUGGGAUGAAGGAUAUAGAUAAGGAGACUCAAAAAGAAGCAGAAAACCAAAACAAAGCCCUGGAAAAUGCCACUACAGCUGGUAGCAAUCUGAGUACAGAAGGUGAGGUUGUCGAAAACCAAGAAAGGAAAUCUUAUGUCGCAGCUUUGAAGCCGGAGGAUAGCGUGACAAGAGAAAGUGAGGAUAUCACUCCAGCAGAAGUUUUGACAAUGGAAUGCGAACCAGGAGUUACGGUUUUCCCAGGUGAAGACAACGUUGUGGUUGAGGAGCAGGAAGCAACUGAAACAUCAAAACAUGAGGAACACUCCGAGCAAAUCUUGAAGCAAAACACUGAACCAGCUAAGGCAAACCUGGGAAGCUCAUCGGUUGUAGCUUCAGAGGAGUUUGAAACAACUUCCCUCAAUGAUUACCCUGAAUCGAUUUCCAAAAUCGAGGGGGAGAGACCUGUUGGAAGCCCAGAAGAGAAACUUGGAGAUACAAUAAUUGCUGCUGACAUCAACGAGGAUGGCACUACAGAAGCAAAGAAUCUUUCAAUGGAUGAAGGGGGUGAGAAGAAAAGAAGUGCAGAGUUUAACAUCCCAAAUGACAAUGUUAACGAAGUGCACGUCACCCCUAGACCAGUGGAAGAACCGGAGGAAGAUGAAAAAAAUCGAAAUGAAGUUUCCAUGUUAGAAUCAGAGGAGCAGGACAGAAAUGAAACUGAAACAGCACGGGAAAAUCUGGGAAGCCCCUCGAUUGUAGCUUUGGAGGAGUUUGAAACAACUUCCCACGAUGAGUACGCUGAAAGCAUUACCAAGAUUGAGGAGGAAAGACCGGUAGGAAACCCAGAAGAAAUCAUUGGGGAACAAAGAAGUGACGAAAUCAUGAUUGCUGAUGAUAGCAACAACGAAGAAAUUCCAGAAGCAGAGAGUCUCUCGGCGGUUGACUCAUAUGAGAAGACUAGAAGUGCAGAAAUUAAAAUUCCAGAUAACAACACUAGAGAAGUUUGUGUCACCCAUCCACCAGUUGAAGAAACAGUUCUGGAGGGAGGCGAAAAGCAAAAUGAAGUUUCUUUGUCAGAAUCAGUGGAUCAAGUUCAUGAAGCAUCGGCCUCUGAAGUUCCCGAGGACGAGGAAAAGCAUGCUAAUGACUCAUAUGAAGCAAGCAAAAGUCCAGACUCUAAUAUUUCGGAGCAUACAUGCAUCGAAGGGGAAUCAAACACGGAAGCGACAACUAGUGCAAAGGAAAUACCAGCCGGAAGCCAAGAAGAAAUCCUUUGGCAACCAAGAAAGGACGAAAGUAUGAUCAAAAUUCCCGAAGCAGAGAAUCCCUUGACAGUUGACUCGUAUGUCACCCCUCCAUCCGUGGAAGAAACUUUCCUAGACGGAGGUGAAACCAAGAAUGAUGUUUCCAUCUUGGAUCAAGUUCAUGAAGCAUCUGAAGUUCCUACAGAAGAGGAAAAGGAAAAGGAAAAGGAAAAGGAAAGCAAAGACACUUAUGAAGCAACCGAAAGUCCAGAGAGUAACAUUUUAGAGGAUACAUCCACUGAAGGAGCUGUAAACAUAGAAGCAACCUCAACGAGAAGUGCUGUGGAUAUUACACUUGACAAGGGUUUUGAACCGGUCUCUGAAGAUGAACUAGAGGAGCUCAAAGCUGAGGAGAACCUAAAAGAACAGAUAGAACAAAAAGAAAAAGCUGCUGAUGUUGAGUUUCAAAUGCCAACAAUAAGCGAUGACAAGGAGAACAGUACAAUCAAGGGAGAAUCUCUUGUCGAGAAAAACACUCCCACAUGCACCGGAGAAGGAGAAUAUCAUCAUGAUCAAGAGGAUGAAGGCAUGUCAAACAGAUCUAAUGAAGCCUCACAUGCAUUGGAUAGUGGAGAGCAGAGUUGCAGCACAUCUAAUGAGAUAAAGAUCAUCGAUGACCAAAUCAUGAAUGAAGAGACCAUUCGGGCACAUGAGGAUCCAAAGAUAGCUGACUCGGGUGAAGACACAGAAGACUUGACGAAAAAUGAAGCACAUACUGUUGCAGAUCUCUCGCCAGAACCCACUGGUGAACACAUAACAAUGUGCCCUCAAGAGAAUGAAACAGAGGUUCUUGAGAAACUACCAAUGGCCGAGGGAAGUGCAAACAUGGGAAUACAAACGAAAGAGGAGCACAGUACGACGAAAGACAACUUUGACGAAAGUUAUGGAGAGGAAACUAGAAACGAAUGCUCUUAUGAUGAGGAAAAGGAAGAAAAAGAGCCUGAUACAGCGGCAAGUAAUGUGUAUGGGACUGCUCCAGCGAGUACGGCCACAGAGGAACGUUCCAUUUCUGACCUCCCUUCUUCAUUAAUUGAGGAGGAAAAAGCUGAGGAAAGAUUGAAAGAAGACAGAGAGGAUGAAAUAAAAGCAGAAAUAGAGGUCUCAAACUCACAUGCAGAGGCUUUUGAUGCCAUGCAUUCCACAGAGCAAAGAGAAGACAUGGCCUUACAACAUGAGGCAGAGGCAAAUGAGGACUUCAAUGCUGAGAGUAUCACGGAAUCAUCAUCAGAAGAAACGACUCAAAAAGACAGGAAUGUAGAUCUUGUGGAAAACUCCUCCUCAGUACCUGAGAUAUGCAAGAAAGAGAUUAAAGAGGAGGUUUUAGAGAAAGAAGACCCAAAUGUACCAGUGGUAGCAGAGGAAACAAGCUCAACUCAAGUCGAAGGAGAAAACAUACGGGGGUUAGACAGUGCUGACCUGGUUUUUGAAGAGAAGGGUCAAGUAUCAACCGAAACAAGCCAGAUGGGAUCAAAUGCCACAGAUCUCAUAGAUAAUACUGUAGAAACCUCGAUCUUGGGUGAAAAUGAUAAAACGGAGAUCCCAACAGCGAGAGAAGUUGCCACAGUUGAGACAUCUUUGGAUGACAUUUCAGAGCAAAUGCUCCAGGUGUCUUCCAUACAGACAUCGAAAGAACACGACCUCGUGUCACCUGAAGUCGGUGAAACAACAGGCGAGGCUCCUGAGAAAGACGAGAUGUUGUAUGAAAAAGCAGAAACUUCCUUAGCUGAAGAGACAACGGAAGAUGAGAUUAGGGAAAUAGAAGCAGAUGCCUCAUCAAAUCCAGUGAAAGACACCGAUUUGGGGUCAAUAGAUAAGGAAAAGGAGAGAGCAAAUGCUUAUGCUGCAGUUGAGGAUCGAGAGUUUUAUACGCCACCUGAGCAGAACAUAGAAGAAAGUACAUCUGAAUCAGAUGCGGAAGUUUUGAGAAGGGUAACCACCAGUGAAGUGGCUGAUCGUAAUGAGAUCAGCAAAUCAGAGGCUGUAGAAGAACUGAAAUCAUCAGAAAAGGACAAGCCUGAAUAUGAUACGGCAAUCAGUGAAACCUCUGAGGGUGUUGAAACGUGUGGUGGAUAUAUGGACACCGAAAAGGUUAUCCCGGAACAAGAGGACUCUGCUAAGAAUUUAGAAGGCAGCUCAAAGGAAAACGAUGAGAUAGAGAAAGUACCAGUCAAAUCCAAGGCAGAGACUCAUGGCAGUGAGACUUCUGAAGCCACAAGUAUUAGCACUCUUAAAGAAGAGAAUAUGAAUAUAAACAUAGUUGAACAUGAUGAAACUGCCGCUGAGUCCACGGUCAAAGAUGAAGGCAGCAGAAGAUUCCCUGAAACGAAUCCGACCAACACCGAGGAAGAGAGUCAUGAUGAUGAGAAUCAGACUAUUGCUUCGACUGACGAACAAAUUAGCAGACAAGAUAUAGAAAAAGGAAAAAAGGAAAUGAAUGAGGCGAUGGAAACCAAGUUAGAGACCCAAGAAGAAAUCAACAGAACUCAAGAUGCAAUCUUGACUGAGAAGGUUUCCACGGAGAUUGAGAGCGCUUCUGAACGUGAAACCAUCAAAGAACAGAAUAUGAAGGAAGAAAGUUGCACUAAGGAACUUCAUAUGUUACCAGCAGCAGAUAAUGAGGUUCGUACGGUCAUUGAGAGCGCCUCUGAAAGUGAAAUAAUCAAAGAACAGAUUAAGGAGGAAGAAAGUUGCACGGAGGAAUUUCAUAAGAGAACAGCAGCAGAUGAAACUGUAAAUGACGCGAGAGAGACAGAUUUAACACCCAUUCAGAGUCUUGAAGCUACGGCUUCCAACAAAAAUGCAGAAAUGAUGGGAUCAAACAUUGCAGAAGAUUUCAACAUGGAAUCAGAAGCGACGGAAAAGGAAGUCAACGAAACUGAAGAUGCAUUUUCCACUGAAGAGGUUUCCACAGAGACUUCCUUAGCCAUGGGGCCCAUGGAUGAGGUGACAUACCCAGAUCUAACAGCUGUUCACAGUCUUGAAGCAACAGAUUCCAAUGAAAUCACAGAAAUGAUGGAAUCAAAGUCUGCAAAAGAUCUCAACGAGGAAUCAGAAGCAUCUCCUAUGGCUGAAGUAUUGGAGGAUGAAACUAAGAAUAUUGAAAAGCCGGUGGAUGUCUCAAGCCUAGCAUCUGAAGGGUCAGACGAAAAGACGAAGGGAGAGAAAAUAGAUAACAUGGAAAUUUGUGAUGAUGAGACCGAUACUGCACCAACAGUGGUAACAGACCUACCAAGCUUAGGAGAAGUUCAGCUAAAUGAUGAGCCUGUAAAGGCCCUUGAUACUAGUUCAGAUGCUGAAAGCCAACACACGACCAGAACAGCUGAUGCCGGCGAACGGGAGAUUGAAGAAACCUCUAUCAUUGCGUCUCAGUUCCCAAUACAGGAACAUGAAAAUGCAGACAAUGCAAAUAUACAUGUAGAGAAGUCUGAUGUAGAAGUUGAAGCAACCGAAAUUCCUGACUCAGUGUCUCAGACUGAAGAUCAGGCUGUCAAAGAGAUUCACGAGACAGGUACAAGCCUGAAUGUGAUUGACGGUGAUACAAAGGAAAUUGAAAACCAGAUCAGAGAAGUUCCUGAAGUGUUAUUAGAACCCACAAAUCAACAUGCUGACGCGGCUAGAGAUGAUGAAAUUACCCCUGGUCAGACUCCCCAAGCUGAGAAAACAGAAGAGCAACUUCAGGUGCCCUCCACUGGCUUGCUUUCCGAGGAACAGGAGAGUGAAACUACAACCAGAAUCAGAAAGGGGAGCACAAAUGAAGACGCUAUGGAAGAGGCAAAGAUGCGCCAAGCUGAGGUUAGCAUGAUUCGAGAGGAACUCGAGACAACCAGUGAAGGCGAGGGCAUAGAAAAUCAAGUUCAAGGAAAGGAAAACAGAGUUCGAGACUUGUCAACGGUUUCCAGUGCAGAAGAAUUGGAUGCUGAGAGCUUGAAAGACAACUCCGUCAUCACAGAGAUGUCUGCACAAGAGGUACUUGAGACCAACCAUGGAGGCCAGGACACUGAUGAGCCUGUAAAGGCCCUUGUCACUAGUUCAGACACCGGAAGCCUGCAAGCAACUGAAACAUCGAAAGCUAACCAUCAGGAGCUUGACGAAACCUCCAGAGUGGUGUCUCAAUUACCAGUGGAUGAAUGUGAGAAAUCGGAGAAUAUAAGUGCAAACGUAGACAAGUCAGACACAAAUAAUGUUGAAGAAAAUGAAUUAGAAAUUCCCGGUGCAGUACCUGAGCCUACAGAUCAAAGAGUCCAAGAAAUUCAGGAGAUAGGUAUAAGCCUACCUGUGGGAGAGGCACAUACAAGUGAAAUCGCAUAUCAAACUAGAGAAGUUCCUGAAGUGUUAUUGGAACCCACAAAUCAACAUGCUGAUGCAGCUAGAGAAGAUGAAAUUACCCCUGGUCAGACUCCCCAUGCUGAGAAAACAGAAGAGCAACUUCAGGUGCCCUCCUCUGGCUUGCUUUCCGAGAAACAGGAGACUGAAAUUACAACCGGAAUCGGAAAGGGGAGCACGAAUAAAGACGCUAUGGAAGAGGAAAAGAUGCACCAAGCUGAGGUUAGCAUGAUUAGAGAGGAACUUGAGACAACCAGUGAAGGCGAGGGCAUAGAAAAUCAAGUUCAAGGAGAGGAAAACAGAGUUCGAGACUUGUCAAGAGUUUCCAGUGCUGAAGAAUUGGAUGCUGAGAGCUCGAAAGACAACUCCAUCAUCACAGAGAUGUCUGCACAAGAGGUACUUGAGACCAACCAUGGAGGCCUGGACACUUAUGAGCCUGUAAAGGCCCUUGUCACUAGUUCAGACGCCGGAAGCCUACAAACAACUGAAACAUCUGAUGCUAGCCAACAGGAGCUUGACGAAGCCUCCAGCGUGGUGUGUCAAUUUCCAGUGGAUGAAUGUGAGAAAUCGGAGAAUAUAAGUGCAAGCGUAGACAAGUCAGACACAUAUGAUGUUGAAGAAAAAGAAUUAGAAAUUCCCGGCGCAGUACCUGAGCCUACGGAUCAAAGAGUCCAAGAAAUUCAGGAGACAGGUACAAGCGUACUUGUGGGAGAGGCACAUACAAGUGAAAUCGCGUAUCAAACUAGAGAAGUGCCGGGAGCAUUUUCAGAAGCCAUAAAACAAGGUGUUGAAGCUGUAAGUGGGGAUGAGAUUAUUGCACCUGCUGGGGAAACGAAAGAAACAAGCUUGGGGGAACUUCAGCUAAAUGAGCACGUGGAGGCCCCUGAUACACAUUCAAGCUCUCAGAAUCUAGACACAAUCAAAACAGCUGAUGCUAGUCAACAUAAUGCAGAAUUUGAGCACAUGAAGCUUGAAGAGACCAUACAUGAACAUGAGGAAGCAGACAGGGAAAGUAUACCUCUAGAGAAGUCAGAAGAUAAUUAUGCUCAAGUUGAAGAAACCGAAAUUCCAGACACAGUGCCGGAGUCUGAACAUCAGGCUGUCAAAGAGAUCCAUGUGACGGGUAAAAUCCUGAAUGUGGGAGACACUGAUGCAAAUGAAAUUGGAAAACCAAUCAGUGAAGUUCCUGAAGCAUUAUUGGAAGCCAUGAAUCAAGGUGUUGACCCAGCAAGGAAUGAUCAAAUUAUCUCCAGUCAAAUUGUCCAAGGUGAGAAACUGGAAGAGCAACUUGAAGCACCAUCCUCUGGCUUGGUUUCCAUGGAACAGGAGAGUGAAACUACAACCACAGACAAAAAGGGGAGUACAGAUAGAGAUGAUAUAGAAGGGACAAAGAUGCUCCAAGCUGAGAUUAGAGAGAAAAUCGAGACUACCGGUGAAGGCAAGGGAUUUGUAAAUCAAGUUCAAGCAGAGGAGAAAAGAGCUCAGGACUGGUCAACAGUUCCCAAUGCCAAAGAAUUGGACGCUGAGAGCUCUACAGACAAUGCCAUAAUCACAAAGAUGUCCACACAAGAGGUACUCGAGACCAACCAUGGUGGCCAUGACACUGAUGAGCAGAUAAGGGGCCUUGAUACUAGUUCAGACACUGACAGGCUGCAAACAACUCAAAAAUCUUAUGCUAGCCAACAGGAGCUUGAAGAAACCUCCAGCAUGGUGUCUCAGCUUCCAGUAGACAUAUAUGAGAAACCAGGCAAUGAAAGUGUAACUGAAGAGAAGUCAGAUGCAUACGAUGUUAAAGUCAAAGAAAUUGAUUUACCUGGUGUAGUACCUGAGUCCAGUGAUCAGAGAGUCAAAGAAAUUCAUGAGGUAGGUACAAGUGUCGAAGAGAUUCGAACAGAAGAAGUGGAAACACAAACCAGAGAAGUUUGUGAAGCUUUGCCUGAAGACGUAAAUCAAGGUGGAGAAACAGUUAGUGGGGAUGAAAUCAUUGCACCUUCAGAGGCAACAAAAGUAACGAGUUUGGGAGAGCUCCAGCUAAAUGAUGAGCAUGUGGAGGCCCCUGAUACAGUCAAAACAGGUGAUGGUAGUCAACCGGAUGCAGAAUUUGACAGCAUGAAGUGCGAAGAAACUUCUAUCAUGGUGUCUCAGCUUCUAAUACAUGAACAUGAGAAAGAAGAGAGUGCAAACAUACCUGUUGAGAAGUCCGAUGCAAAAGAUGUUGAUGUUGAAGAAGCUGAAAUUCCUGACACAGUGCCCGAGUCUGAAGACCAGGCUGUCAAAGUGAUUCAUGAGACAGGUACAAGCUUGACUGCGGGAGGGGCUGAUACAAAUGAAACUGAAAAGCAAAUCAGACGAGUUCCUGAAGCAUUGUCAGAACCCAUUAAUCCAUGUUUUUACACAUCCAGAGAUGAUGAAAUGACCCCUGUUCAAACUCCCCGAGCUGAGAAGAUAGAAGAGGACCUUCAGGUGCCAUCCUCUGCCUUGCUUUCCAAGGAAGAGGAUGGUGAAACUUCAAUAGCAAUUGAAAAGGGGAGCACAGAUAAAGAUGUUACAGAAGUUGGCAGCUUGGAGCUUCAAGAAAACUCUGGUUCAGUGUUCCAACUUCCAGUAACCGAAUGCAGUGCAAAUGAUGUAAUUGAAGAAAAAUCAGAGGCGGAUGAAGUUGAACUAAAUGAAACCAAAGCAUUGGAUGCAGUAUCUGACUCAAAAGAUCGGGGUUUUGAAGUAAUUCAUGAGAUUCAGACAAUCCCAGCUGCAGAAGACACUGAGACAGACAAAGUAGAGGAUGAAAUCAAAGAAGUAAAUGAAAAAAUACCUGAUCUCAGAUAUAAAGGUGUUGAUGCAGCUACUGAUGGUGAGAACCUCGAUCAUCCUCUCCCCGUUGGUAAAUUAGGAGAGCAGAUUCAGUUGUCAUCCUCUUCCUAUGAGAGCACAAAGGAAGAAGCCGCAGAACUCGACAAGAGUGAGGUUGAGAAAUUCAAAGACUUGUCGUAUAAACUUCCAACAACCGAACAUGUGGGCACAACCAUUGAAACUUCCGAAGCAGAUGAAGUUCUAAUUGAAGAAGCCAAAACUUCUGAAGCAAUAUCCGAGUCCAAAGGUGAUGGCUUUGAAGAAUUUAAGGAGAUUGGGUCAAGCCCACCUGUGGAAAAGAUUCGUACAGAUGCAGAUGAAGUUGAACUAAACAGAACCAAGACUUUGGAUGCAGUGUCUGAGUCCAAAGAUCAGGUUUUUGAAGAGAUUCAUGAGAUUCGGACAAUCCCAGCUACGGAAGACACAGAGACAGAAAAAGUAGAGGACGAAACCAAAGAAGUAACUGAAAAAAUACCUGAUCUCAGAUACAAAGGUGCUGAUGCAGCUACUGAUAGUGAGAGCCUUGGUCAUCCUCUCCCGGUUGGUAAAUUAGAAGAGAAAAUUCAGUUGUCAUCCUCUUCCUAUGAGAGCACAAAGGAAGAUGCAACAGAACUCGACAAGAGUGAGCUUGAGGAAGCCAGAGACAUGUUGUAUAAACUUCCAACAACUGAACACGGGAUCCGCCAUGUGGGCACAACCAUAGAAGAGUCAGAAACAGAUGAAGUUCAAGUUGAAGAAGCCAAAACUUCUGAAGCGAUAUCUGAGUCCAAAGGUGAUGGCUUUGAAGAAUUUAAGGAGUUUGGGUCAAGCCCACCUGUGGAAAAGACUCGUACAGAUGAAAUUAAAGAAGAAACCAAAGCAGUUCCCGAAACAAUAUUCGAGCCCACCUAUCAAGAUGCUCAAACAGCCGUUGAUGUGGAGACUGCCAUUAAUCAGACUCUCACGCCUCAGGGAGUAGAGCAACUUCAUGAACCAAAGAGUACAACAGAAAAAUCAUGCUUGCAGGAUGAAGGGCAGAGGGAGCUUGAAGUUUCUAAUUUGGAGCUGAAACUACAGAAGGACAGCCAAGAUAUAUCACCAGAUGAAGAAAACAAAGGUCUCGAAAAACGUUCAACUGAUGCUCCAUCACAAUAUGAGGAAAGACCAGUUCAGCAGAGUUUGCAGGAGGCUUCAACAGAUGAGGACAUUGUCUAUUCAAAGAACUCAAACAAGGAUGCUGAUAAUCUACCUACCCCGUAUCCAACAGUCACAGAGCAUUCAACAGAAGACAUUGGUGGAAAGUAUGAAGAAGUCUCUAAUCUUGAGUUUGAGAAGAAUGGUGAGGUUCUGCUCGAAUCUGUGUCUGCAAUCAACAGUCCUUCAGUACCCCUCACAUCAGAGGGAAUAGAAGUCAUAAAAGAGACUCCCAAGGAAAACACAACUGAAUUGGGGGAUAGGGAAAAUAAUUGUGAGGAAACAACUGAAGAAGAAGCCAUCGAGAAACAUACUUCAACGGAAAAGAUCUCGGAGGAAAUGCAAGGUUCCAGAAACUUUGAUCAAAUAUCUCUUCAGGAAGAUACAGCCACAAAGACCAACCAAGAAGAUGAAUUAAGGGCAGAAGAUUAUCCUGGAGAAAGAACAAACAAGAUAUUUGAUGCCUCAAGGAACGAGAUUCAACCUGAAAUGGUGUUUAAGGAAUCUGAAGAAGAUUGUGUAGACAACAAUGUGGAAGGAGUGGUCAGAGCUGCCGAUAAGGGCCCUCACCAAGUUUCAGUGUCAGAUGAGAUAGCUAAUCAAUCAAUGCUUGAAAGUCACGGUGAUGAAACAGCCUUUACAGACACAGCAACAGAGGCAACAGCUCGAAUUGAAGAGUUAAAAAGCUCUGAGGCAAUGUUGGUUAGCCAUGAGGUGGAAAGAGCAGGUGAUAUUGACGAGGAAACUGCGAUUAGCAAGGAUGGGCAAUUGCAAAACAAAGACCUAGUUGUGCCACCAGUAGCAGACAAAGCAGCUGAAGAAGCUCUUGAUGGAAAAGAACUUGAAACGUUGGAUGAUUUCUCUGAACGUGGUCUUGACACAAAUGACGGAAACAUUGAACCAUAUGAACACAAAAAAGAAAUUGCUACUGCUGGCACUAUUGAUUCGGAAAGCCUCGUGGACAAUGAGAAGCUGGGGCAUCCAUUUCCUGAACCAGGAUGUGAUGGAAGUGGUGGUACAGAAGACUUGGAUCUGACCAAGAAAGAUGGCUCAAAUGAACCAAGUAUUUCGUCUACCACAGCAACUUCACAUGAAACACUAGCAGAUGAGGCGAGUGAGAAAGCUGUAGAUACAAAGCAACAUCAUUUCAUGUCCGACGAACAGACAGCAGAACCAGAAAGCAUACCAGAAGAAGGAAAUGGCUUUCAACUUGAGGCGCACACAAUGGAUAAGGAGCCAGUAGAGCUCUCAGUGAUGGCAGAUGAGGCGAAGCUUGACGAAAACAAGAUUCGGACAACAACCGCUAUCGAAGAAGAAGAAAGUCCACAGGAAAAUGAAAAGCCUAAUGUUUUGCCUCAUAUCAUGGAUUCAGAAACGGAGGUAUCUCGUGAAGCGGUCACAAUGAAUAUUUCUGAUGACAUACAAGGCCCAGAGAAGACCUCCCUUGCUAUACCCCAUGAGCAGAUUGCAAGCAAAACAGAUCCAAGUGAGAGCAUAGAACGUACAAACAGCAAAGGAAUGGAAUGUGGAGAAGAGAACAGAAUGGUGGAACAAUCCAAAGAAAUAACAGAAGAGUCCCAAAUGAUAGAGUCAGCUAAGAUGUCAUUAUCUGACCUCUUGCAGAGAUCCACAAAACGAAAUGUGCAAGUGGGUGAAGACGUGACUGAAGAGCGAGAAUUGAUGGGAAUCAAGGAAGAGCCGCAAAAUGAGACAGCAAAAACAGUAGAAGCUGAAGAAGAAGCAGUACAUGACAAGAAAGAUGAAGAAGAGGAAGGAGAUGAACUGAAAAGAGAAGACUCGGGCUCUGAUGCUCCAGUCAUGGUAGAAGCAUCAAGAGAUAUGGAUGUCAAAAUUGCACAUAAGAAACCUCAUCAUCACAAUAUACUUUCAGGUGUUGGGUCAAAGGUCAAGCAUUCACUUGCCAAGGUGAAGAAAGCCAUCACUGGUAAGUCUUCUCACCCGAAGCCAACAUCACCAAAAUAGCUAGUCUCCAUUAGUUAAAACCACAUGACAGUUGGUUUUAUACAAAAUAAUUAAGCGAGAAGGGGGGUGCAAUUUCGCUUUGUGCUUAGUUUACAACGUUUGAGUGUGGUGUGUAUUUGUGCGGCUUAAAUAAGUUCCGAACGAUUACUUGUACAAAGUUACUUGCAAAAUUAUCUGAUUGCAGUAUAUUGUCCAUUUCAUGA